Betta splendens (Siamese fighting fish) is the source of this 2099-nucleotide messenger RNA. RefSeq names its product cathepsin F (gene ctsf). Gene Ontology annotation, molecular function: cysteine-type endopeptidase activity; cysteine-type endopeptidase inhibitor activity. Lineage: Eukaryota; Metazoa; Chordata; Actinopteri; Anabantiformes; Osphronemidae. Bases 149 to 1576 code for a protein of 475 amino acids. The transcript has 14 exons. Gene Ontology annotation, cellular component: lysosome. The record is from RefSeq and is a predicted model, not a curated record.
CCACAUUUGUUUGCCCAUCACCACUGCAGCGCUGCCUCUUGUAUAACCGCAGUUGUUAACUUAAUAUCGAUCUGUCCUCCAGGAAAACAAACAUCUCUAUUUAACCGAGCACCGGCUGGACACCGGUCCCUCUUUCCUUCGGACCAUCAUGGGGACUAGAUGCAGCUCUCGCCCGCUAAUCCUCUGCGUGGCUCUGGCCGCGGUGCUGGGGUCGGUGCUCGGUUUAGGUGAGGACCUGGACCGGCCUCUGUUCGGGCCUCCUGGCAGUCCCAUCUGGCUGCACGAGUCCGACCCGGGGCUGAAGAAGGCUCUGGAGUUCGCCGAGGAGCGGUACAACCGCGGCUCAAACGCCGUGCACCUCCGGAAAGUCAGCCGCUUCAUCUCCGCCACCAAGCAGCUUGUUAAAGGAAUCCGCUACACAAUGACAGUGGAACUGAGUAACACCCUGUGUAAGAAGGCUUCCAUGCUCAGGACAUGUGACUUUUACCCCGAGUCAGAAAAACUCAAGACGGAGGUGUGCGUGUUUGAGGUGUGGGACAUUCCCUGGCAGGGAACCUCAACUCUGCUCAAACAGAAGUGUGAGCCCAGAGCUGAACCUAAAGCAGAAGAGACCACCAAGGUGGGGGAAGUGCUCACCAGCCAGCCACUGGAGGAAUCUGUGGAGCUGCUGGGCCAGUUUAAAGAGUUCAUGGUUAAAUACAACAAGGUUUACACCAGCCAGAAGGAGGCCGACCGUCGUCUGGCCAUCUUUCAUCAGAACCUCAAGACUGCUGAGAAGCUGCAGGAGUUGGAUCAGGGCUCGGCUGAAUAUGGAGUCACCAAGUUCAGUGACCUAACUGAGGAAGAGUUUCGCUCUACAUAUCUCAACCCAUUGCUGAGUCAGUGGACUCUCCACCGUCCUAUGAAACCAGCCCUUUCUGCCAAAGGUCCUGCUCCUGCCAGCUGGGACUGGCGAGAUCACGGUGCCGUCAGCUCUGUUAAAGACCAGGGCAUGUGUGGAUCCUGCUGGGCAUUUUCUGUUAUAGGUAAUAUCGAAGGCCAGUGGUUCCUAAAAAAUGGAUCGUUGCUGUCACUUUCUGAACAAGAGCUGGUUGACUGUGAUGGGCUGGACCAGGCAUGCAGAGGAGGAUUGCCGUCAAAUGCUUACGAAGCCAUUGAGAAGCUGGGUGGCGUGGAGACAGAGAGUGACUACUCCUACACUGGUCACAAGCAGAGUUGCGACUUUAGCUCCAGGAAGGUGGUUGCCUACAUCAACAGCUCUGUGGAACUAUCCAAAGAUGAGAGGGAAAUUGCAGCCUGGCUGGCUGAGAAUGGACCAGUAUCUGUUGCUCUGAAUGCUUUUGCAAUGCAGUUCUACAGGAAGGGAGUGUCUCACCCUCUGAAGAUCUUCUGCAACCCCUGGAUGAUCGACCAUGCUGUGCUCAUGGUGGGAUAUGGAGAUCGGAGAGGUGUCCCAUACUGGGCCAUCAAAAACAGCUGGGGAGAGGAUUAUGGAGAGCAGGGUUACUACUACCUGUACAGGGGCUCUAAUGCAUGUGGGAUCAACCGGAUGGGCUCAUCUGCUGUAGUCAAUUAAACCAAUAAUAAUAAUACACACACACCUAGACUCACACACACCAUCGCAACACAUAACAUAGCUGCCACGCUCCACACUACUCUAACAUAUACAUUGUAUUCACAGAGCAUGAAGCUCAAUCAAAGUCAUACACGAAUUAAGUCCUGCUGAUGUUACCUAAACUGUUAAACCAGACUAGUGUUCCACCUUCAAAUCUCCAUACCUCUCGCUGCUUAUUAACCUUAUGCACACCAGCUGUACUAAAUAUAGUAAUUUAAUAAUGUGUGUAUUUGAAUGCAUUAAUCAUUGUUGUGUUUGAAAAAAGAUGAUUUAACUAAUCUUACCAGUAACUGAGGCAAAGUUGGAGCUUGUCAGUUUGGGAUUUUUGUAACCAGUGUUUGUGCUAUUGUGUAGUGGCUCAGAGGAUUUUUACGUAGAAUAUUGGGUUGUUGCCAUACACUGAUGUAACAAAAAUGACAUUACUGUAAUUGACAACAUCUGCUGUAAGACUGUAAGGAUAAAUAAUAAAGUGCGGACAGAUUUU